This is a messenger RNA of Theobroma umbraticum, 1103 nucleotides long. It is a transcript of the gene MGP1, whose product is annotated as MALE GAMETOPHYTE DEFECTIVE 1. The record is from RefSeq and is a predicted model, not a curated record. Lineage: Eukaryota; Viridiplantae; Streptophyta; Magnoliopsida; Malvales; Malvaceae. Gene Ontology annotation, biological process: pollen development.
CACUGAUAGACCAAAGCACCAUCAGCACAACCUUGCACACCGAGUCCUGAGAUAGAGCGAGUCCUUUUAGUCUGAUACUCAAAAACCCUAAUCCCGUAAAAAACAAGAAAAAGUUUGAUUGAGUUCUCCGAUCAUGGCCUUCUCUACUCGUCUCGUCUCCAAAUCUCGUCAGCUAUUUGGCAGUCAAGCUAUUAUGCGACAGGAGCAUGCCAUUCCAGUCCGUUUUUAUGCCAAAGAGGCUGCUCCCGCUGCACUUAAGGGAGAUCAGAUGUUGAAAGACAUCUUUUUGGAGGUUAAGAAGAAAUUUGAGACAGCAUUGGGAAUACUUAAGAAGGAGAAGAUCACUAUUGACCCAGAUGACCCAGCUGCUGUAUCUCAGUAUGCAAAGGUUAUGAAGACAGUUAGAGAGAAGGCUGACUUGUUCUCAGAAUCUCAACGGAUCCAACACACCAUUCAAACACGAACUCAAGGGAUUCGCGAUGCUCGGGCAUAUUUAUUGACACUGCAGGAAAUAAGGAUCAAGAGAGGACUUGUUGAUGAACUUGGUAUUGAGCCUAUGAUGAUGGAGGCUUUGGAGAAAGUUGAAAAACAAAUCAAGAAGCCACUUAUGAGGGAUGAUAAGGAAUCAAUGUCUCUUCUCAUGGCAGAGUUUGACAAGAUAAAUAAGAAGCUUGGAAUUUCGAGGGAAAAUCUGCCUAAGUAUGAGGAAGAGUUGGAGCUCAAAAUCUCCAAGGCACAACUGGAGGAGCUGAAGAAGGAUGCCCUUGAAGCAAUGGAAACACAGAAGAAGCGGGAGGAAUUCAAGGAUGAGCCAAUGCCUGAUGUUAAGUCUUUGGACAUCCGGAACUUUAUCUGAAAUUCAAAUUCACUUGUGGUGUUCCAAUUUGGGGGUUAUUAAUCUAUGAGGUGGACAAGAACAAGUGUUCCGGAUUUGGGGAAUACCUUUCUCAUUAUGCUAUAAUAAUAAAAGAAGCAACUAGUCAUUUGAGAGUGCACAACCAAUUGAUCUGAACGAGUUAAAUGUUGUUUCAUGUUUUGUUAAUGCACAUGCUAUUGAGUUAUUUUGUUUCUUUAAACUAACUGUACGGAUGAUUUUUCGGCCA